AUGAAGAGUCUGAUCAUCAUUCUGGCUUUGGCCGUCAUGUCUGAGGCCCUGCACAGGGUGCCUCUGGUGAGGGUGAAGUCCAUGAGGCAGAAGCUGAUGGAGAGGGGAGUGAGGGUCCCCUACACUGACCCCGCCCUCAAGUACCAGCCCCCCGAGAUCCUCGCCACCUCCACCAUUGACCCCAUGAGCAACUACAUGGACAUGGAGUACUACGGCGCCAUCUCCAUCGGCACCCCUCCCCAGUCCUUCCAGGUGCUCUUCGAUACCGGCUCCUCCAACCUGUGGGUGGACUCUGUGUACUGCAACACCCAGGCCUGCACCAGCCACACCCAGUUCAACCCCCAGCAGUCCUCCACCUGGUCCAGCUCUGGUCAGACCUUCUACCUGCCCUACGGAGCCGGUAGCCUGUCCGGUCAGUUCGGCUAUGACACCGUCAACCUCGCUGGCAUUGUCAUCACCAACCAGGAGGUGGGCAUCAGCACCAACGAGCCCGGGCAGAACUUCGUGGUGGCAAACUUCGAUGGCAUCCUGGGCCUGGCCUACCCCGCCAUCUCUGCAGGGCAGCAGACGCCCAUCAUGGACACCAUGAUGCAGCAGGGGCUACUGCAAGCCAACAUGUUCGCCUUCUACUUGUCCGGCGAUCAGAGUGGGGGCAGCGAGGUGGCCUUUGGCGGAGUGGACCCCAACAAAUACCAGGGCGAUAUCUACUGGACCCCCGUCACCUCUGAGAGCUACUGGCAGAUCGGCAUUGAGGGAUUCCAGGUGAACAAUCAGGCCACUGAUUGGUGUUCCCAGGGCUGCCAGGCCAUCGUGGACACUGGCACGUCCAUGCUGACUGCUCCCAGCCAGUUCAUUAGCUACCUGAUGCAGUCUUUCGGCGCUCAGCAGAACCAGUAUGGACAGGCCACUGUUGACUGCAGCCAGGUGAACAGCUUGCCCACCCUGACCUUCACCAUCAACGGAGUGGACUUCCCUCUGCCCCCCUCUGCCUACAUCAUCUCCGUAAGUCCGUCAGGUGAAAAUGGAUGCAGCGUUGCCAUCACCCCCACCUAUCUGCCCUCUCAGAACGGACAGCCCCUGUGGAUUCUGGGAGAUGUGUUCCUCAGGGAGUACUACUCUGUGUACGACCGUACCAACAACCGUGUGGGAUUCGCCACCGCCGUCUAA
Messenger RNA from Alosa alosa (allis shad), 1167 nucleotides. RefSeq names its product gastricsin-like. Bases 1 to 1167 code for a protein of 388 amino acids. Lineage: Eukaryota; Metazoa; Chordata; Actinopteri; Clupeiformes; Clupeidae. Gene Ontology annotation, biological process: proteolysis. Gene Ontology annotation, molecular function: aspartic-type endopeptidase activity. The record is from RefSeq and is a predicted model, not a curated record. The transcript has 9 exons.